Musa acuminata AAA Group (dessert banana) is the source of this 2223-nucleotide messenger RNA. Its product is annotated as probable sulfate transporter 3.4. The coding region runs from base 80 to 2050 and encodes 656 amino acids. Gene Ontology annotation, biological process: transmembrane transport. The record is from RefSeq and is a predicted model, not a curated record. The transcript is spliced from 13 exons. Lineage: Eukaryota; Viridiplantae; Streptophyta; Magnoliopsida; Zingiberales; Musaceae. Gene Ontology annotation, molecular function: secondary active sulfate transmembrane transporter activity. Gene Ontology annotation, cellular component: plasma membrane.
UCGGUUUCUUCAAGCUUCUGUGCCUUGUUCCACUCCUGAGCUGGUCCUAGUUUUAUCCUUCUUCUUCUUCCCUCCAAACAUGGUUGGAAGCUCGAACAGAGUGGAAAGCUUCCCAGAUGCCACAGACCUUGAAGCCUCCAUACCCUUCCCGACACCAAGCUUGACACCUUUUCAGGUCCACAAUGUGUCUGUGCCACAGGAACAGACCACAUUUCAGUCUCUCAAGCAGAGGCUAGGUGAGGUAUUCUUCCCUGAUGAUCCUUUCCACCAGUUCAAGAACAAGUCUUUCCUCAGGAAGAUGGUCUUGGCGCUGCAUUAUUUCUUCCCCAUCUUCCAGUGGGGCUCUGAUUACCACCUUAAGCUCCUCAAGUCUGAUGCCAUCUCAGGCGUCACCAUUGCUAGUUUGGCCAUCCCACAAGGAAUUAGCUACGCUAAGCUUGCCGGUCUGCCUCCCGUCAUCGGCCUCUAUUCCAGUUUUGUGCCACCAUUGAUUUAUUCUGUUCUUGGGAGCUCGAGAGAUCUCGCCGUCGGCCCGGUAUCAAUUGCAUCGUUGGUCAUGGGAUCCAUGUUAAGAGAGGUGGUCUCCCCUGAUAAGGAGCCUACCCUGUAUCUUCAGCUUGCUUUCACGGCUACCUUCUUUGCUGGUGUUUUCCAAGCCAGCUUGGGUCUUCUAAGGUUGGGUUUCAUCGUAGAUUUUCUAUCGAAGCCGACGCUGACCGGGUUCAUGGGCGGUGCGGCGAUCAUCGUAUCACUCCAGCAGCUGAAAGGGCUGCUCGGAAUAGUUCACUUCACUACAAAGAUGGGAUUCAUUCCGGUGAUGCAGUCUGUUUUCGAGAAUAGGACAGAGUGGGCUUGGCAAACAGUCGUCAUGGGUCUCUCCUUCCUGGCUUUCCUGCUGAUAGCAAGGCAUAUAAGCCUUAGGAGACCCAAGCUGUUCUGGGUAUCAGCAGCUGCUCCUCUUACCUCGGUGAUCCUCUCCACCAUCCUCUCCUUCAUCUUCAAAGCUCCAAACCAUGGCAUCAAAACGAUUGGGCACUUACAGGAAGGGGUGAACCCUCCCUCGGUGAACAUGCUGGACUUUGGAGGCCCCUACCUGAGUCUUGCAAUCAAAACGGGAAUAAUUACUGGAAUCCUGGCUCUCACAGAAGGAAUGGCCGUGGGGAGGACAUUUGCUUCCCUGAAGAACUAUCAGAUUGAUGGUAACAAAGAGAUGGUGGCCAUAGGAGCCAUGAACAUGGCAGGAUCAUGCGCUUCAUGUUAUGUCACAACUGGUUCAUUUUCUCGAUCGGCUGUGAACUAUAACGCUGGGUGUAAAACAGCACUAUCCAACAUAGUCAUGGCAUCUGCUGUGCUCUUCACAAUGCUAUUUCUCAUGCCACUGUUCUAUUAUACUCCCAACGUGAUGCUGUCAGCGAUCAUUAUAGCGGCGGUGAUCGGACUGAUCGAUGUCCGAGGUGCAUUCCUGCUGUGGAAGGUGGACAAAUUUGAUUUCCUGGCUUGCAUGAGCGCUUUCUUUGGGGUUCUCCUCGUCUCGGUGCAGAUGGGUCUCGCCAUAGCUGUGGGCAUCUCAUUGUUCAAAAUUCUGAUUCACGCUACCAGGCCGAACACGGUGAUCUUGGGAAACGUCCCGGGAACGAACAGCUACAGGAAUCUGGCACAAUACAGGGAGGCCGUAAGGGUGCCUUCGUUUCUGAUCCUCGGCAUCGAGUCCCCUAUCUAUUUCACCAAUUCGAUGUAUCUGCAAGAAAGAAUCUUGAGAUGGGUGCGAGAAGAGGAAGAGAGGAUCGUGAAGUCGAACGAGAGCUCCCUCAAGUGCAUCGUGCUGGACAUGGCUGCCGUGACAGCAAUGGACACAAACGGCAUGGAAGCGCUCUCAGAGCUGAAGAAGACGUUCGACAGGAGAUCUCUCGAUCUUGUACUGGCUAAUCCUGUUGGAGAAGUGGCACAGAAGCUGUCUCGUUCAGGUACUUGGGAGCUUUUCGGAUCGGAACACAUCUACAUGACGGUGGGCGAGGCCAUUGCUGCAGCCUCCUACAAGUGCCAGACUUGACGUAGUCUAACCUACAAGAUUAAGGAAACAGAUAGCUUACGAAGAAAACAAGUCAGUUUGCUUGCCAAAAUCAUGAACUUGUUGUGCCCUUACUUAUCUGAGCACUACUCACAAAAGAUUUUGAAGGCAACAGAAUAAUUAAUCAUAUAAAGAUGAUUGUCACAUUUGUGGCC